AUGGCUUCUAUCUACAUUUUUGCCAAAAAAGGAACCUUGACAGAAAGUCAGCUGCAGGGUUUCGACAGCAAAGGACUCGAUCACUUCGACUCGACCGACAAGACAACCCCCCUAGGCAUCGCCGUCCGCGAAAAGCAUUUUGCAACAGCGAGGCUUCUCCUCGAAUACGGUGCUGAUCCAAACUGCGGUGGAAAAGGAAUCCUCCCUUUGAUGCGACUAUGCGCGGCCCCAAAAGGCCUAGCCAACCACGAAGAGAGCCUGAUUCAACUACUGCUUGAGAAAGGAGCAGACCCAAACAUCAUAUAUCUAGGGUCUGCUGGAAAGUCCUCAACGCCGUUGAUUAGAGCCGUCAAGAGCCGCAAAUCGCUCGAUACCAUCAAAUGUCUGGUCGACCACGGCGCUAUGCCGAACGAAAAGGUCGAUGGCAAAUCGGCGCGGGACUGGACCAAGAAUCCCCAAGUCUUGAAUGCCAUGUUGUCCAGAUCGGAGCGAAUGAAGAGCCGUGCCUUGGAAGUGGCCAAGGUCACAGGAUUUCUUAUGUCGGCUGUUUAUUGGAUAAACAGGAAUAUCAAGGUUGCUGCCAGUGUGGGAGCCGCAGUUGGUACCGGCAUGGUUCUCAAGGAUGCGAUUGGAAAGCGGUUCGGAAUGUCAGGAAAGCUUCACAAGGACCUGGAAAUGCAUUUCGCAGAGGACCAGGCAUUCGAGGAUGCGAAGGAAGACGAGAAACAUGAUCUCAAGAACCGAAUGCGAGGGAUCAUUGAACAUUACAAGCUCGAUCGAUUCUUCCCAGAAGGCAAUCCUUUUCUCGAACACGUGGUGAGCAGGGCUGUGGACUUGGAUGUAUCCACUGUGGUAGACCCUAAGGACCUAGUUCAUUUGGCCCUUUAUCAGCCCGUUUUAUAUUGCGACGACAGUAAAUCGAUCAAAACCAAAGGGCGAAAAGGGUCUCUCCAUGACCUCGCUCUGCGCAUCGCUAGUAUCACCACCCGGCUGGUUCCUGAUGAUAAAGGAGUCGAGCUGCGAUUCAUCAACAAGCCAACAACAGGUGAAAUGUCCAAGCCAUCGUUGGAGAAGGUCGACGAAAUUCUAACCAAACUGACCCCUCAUGGGUGGACCGAGAUUGGCACGAAGCUCAAAACAAAUGUUCUGGAGGAGUACGUUUACAAGCAUCUCGAGAACAAUACAUUGGAGCGCCCGAUCCUGGUUUCGAUUAUCACGGAUGGCAACCCAAACGGGCAACCUGGCUCAAAUGAGCAUACCAACACCCUUAAAGAGGCUAUUCAAGAUUGUGGGAAGAGAUUGGAAGUUAAGGGAUAUGCACGAAAUGUGGUCCGGUUUCAAAUAAGCCAGAUUGGCGGGGAUAAAGAGGCGGUCGAAUUUCUGGAUAAUCUGGAAAAUGAUCCUGGCCUUAAAGACGUUCUCUACGUGACCAGCCAGCAGUUAGACAGCGAGUUCAAAGAACUACACGACAAUGAAGCUAGGCUUGAGCAAUGGCUUCUCCAGAUCUUGAUGGGUCCAAUUGUUGAUGCAGUCGCAAACUAG
Molecule: messenger RNA, 1542 nt
Organism: Aspergillus steynii IBT 23096
Lineage: Eukaryota; Fungi; Ascomycota; Eurotiomycetes; Eurotiales; Aspergillaceae
Product: ankyrin repeat protein
Exons: 6
Coding region: 1-1542 (513 amino acids)
Molecular function (GO): protein binding
Source: RefSeq, a predicted model, not a curated record